Molecule: messenger RNA, 2916 nt
Organism: Clarias gariepinus (North African catfish)
Lineage: Eukaryota; Metazoa; Chordata; Actinopteri; Siluriformes; Clariidae
Gene: trmt1l
Product: tRNA methyltransferase 1-like
Exons: 16
Coding region: 75-2123 (682 amino acids)
Biological process (GO): tRNA N2-guanine methylation
Cellular component (GO): nucleus
Molecular function (GO): RNA binding
Source: RefSeq, a predicted model, not a curated record
AAACAGAGGCGAGGCCUGGCAGAAUACGGGUGGGAAAAUGAGUUUCGACGGACUACGCAGCUAGAUGAGUCAAAAUGGCGGCGCGCAAGGAAGAGGACGCAGUGCAGCUUCACCAGGAGGACGCCAAUAACAAAGAAGGCUCUGUGAAGAUGGCUGUAGCAUCCGAGGACGCGAGCAAGCAGACUCUUGUUGAUGACGUCACGUCCAGCGACACUGUGAAACCCCAGGACGGUCAAGGACAAGCACCUGUCUCUUCAAUGUCAGAGAGACACGUGUCCAUCCAGACUUCACUAGAUGGUUUGGAGAUGCUAGUGGACUUAAAUGGAGCCGGUAGAAAGUCCUGCCCAUUAUGUCCAGAGGAGAAGUUUAAGGCUUGUUACAGCCACAAACUCAGACGCCACCUGCAAAACCUUCACUGGAAAGUCUAUGUGGAAUUUGAAGGUCAGAGGAUGUGUAUUUGUCAUCUACCAUGCAGACAGAUGAAGUCCAGCCAGGGUUCAGAUCAGAGUCAGGCCCGGUUGGUUGCGCACUACCAUUGUGUUGUGUGCUCUGUCACCAUUGCACGAAAAACAGACAUGAUAAGCCACCUCAAACGGCACAUCAACAAAGGCGAGACCGAAGCAAGCUAUUCAGGGACUUCGGACGCAUCGUUUGAGGAACCGGUGCCAGGUCAAGCAUAUGAGAUUAUGAAGGAACUAGGUACCAAUGUGCAGCUCAUGCCCAACCACACCACACCCAUGAAGACUGAUACAUACUUCAACCGUAAGAUGAAGGCCAACAGGCAGUUGGUGUUUUGUUCUCUUGCUGUUCUUGCCGAAGAGAGAAGUCCGUUAGAAUGUCUGGAUGCAUUUGGAGCCACUGGUAUAAUGGGCCUGCAGUGGGCCAAGCACCUCUGCAGCACCGUGAACGUGACGAUAAAUGACAUAAACGAAGCCUGUGUCAAUAUGAUCAAGGAGAACUGCCACCUCAACCACAUCCAGCUGGACAAGGAGCACGCGGAGGACAGCAACGACCCCAUCAACACUGUGGAAGUGACUCAGAUGGACGCCAACGUCCUCAUGCACCUCCGGGCGUUUGACUACAUACACCUGGACCCUUUCGGCACAGCCGUCAACUACCUGGAUGCCGCCUUCCGCAACGUACGCAACUUGGGCAUCGUUUCUGUGACUUCAACCGACACCGGCUCACUCUACUCCAAAUCUCUAAAUGUGACUCUCCGCCAUUAUGGCUGCCAGAUCGUCAGGACCGAAUACUACAGAGAGCUGGCAGCACGCAUGGUGGUGGCCUCGAUAGCCAGGGCAGCAGCACGCUGUAAUAAAGGUAUCGAAGUCUUAUUGGCUGUGGCUUUGGAACAUUUCGUGCUGGUGGUUGUGCGCGUGCUGCGAGGCCCCACGCAGGCCGACGAGACGGUCAAAAAGCUGCGGCAGCUGUUGCACUGCCAGUGGUGUGAGGAGAGAGUGUUCCUCAAGCUGGGCAGCAUGGUGGAGGAGAAUCAGUACAGGCAGCUUCCAUGUCAGUGCCAUGGCAGCAUGCCGGGGAAGACUGCAGUCGAGCUGGGACCUCUCUGGUCAGGGUCUCUGUUCAACACUGGCUUCCUGAGGCGGAUGCUGGUGGCAGCGGUGCAGCACAGCAUGGACGACAUUCAGCCCCUGGUGAAGAUUCUGAUCUGUGAGGCAGACUGCACCAUGCUCAAGUCCUUCUCUGUCACAGGCCAGCUGAUUCUAGCCAACCAAGUAGAGUGCGGUGUCGUCAUCAAAACUUUACAGAAGGUGGAGGAAGCAGACACUGUUGAUCAGUCAGGUAAGAGGAGAAUUGGAGAGGAUUCUGGUAAUGCUUUGAAGAAGCUGAAAUCGGAUGCGUCCCUGGAGCACCCUGCAUUCUACUACAGCAUCCAUCGGCACAGCAUCCGAGGCAUGAACAUGCCCAAGCUAAAUAAGUUUCUGCAGUACCUGAGUGAGGCUGGGUUCAGGGUGAGUCGCACGCAUUUCGACCCGACUGGAGUCCGCACUGACGCCACACUGGAGCAGUUCAAGUCUGUGCUCACUAAGUACAGCGUCCCGACUUAUAGCUCAGGACCAGCGAGCAGCCUCAGCACAGAGGAUGUGGCGGCUAAAAAGGACUAAACGUGAACAACCUGAACAGCAAUAUAAGGACUUCUGAUGAUGAUAAUCUGGUGUUGUGGGUGUUGAAUAGAGUUACUCUGGCAGUAGGAUGUCCCAUACCUGCAGAGCUGUGUGUGUGUCUAUCUUGUCUGCUCAUACUACUGUACUCUAUAGUGGAGUAUUACUGUAUUAAACAGUGCAGUAAAUACCAUGUGAAGCUAGUACACAUGUAUUGAUUUACCUGCUUGCUGUGGCUGAGUUUUCUAAAAGCAUCGCAGCACAAAGGAUCAUCGUUAAGCGCUAGAGUAAGCAUCACACUGAUCACUUCUGCUCCUCUUGUUCGAAUGAGUUACUUAACAUUUGUAAUAAGUUUAAAGUUGUGAUGCUUUUGGGAAACUCAUCCUGUUUUGCAUAAGAGUAUUAAUAGUAACGUUUGGCUUUAGGAUAUGACCAGUAUUUGUGCUUCCUGCUACAUAGGAGGUUUUUACCCCUUUGCAUGUAGAGGAAGUUACUAUUUAGUACAGUAGUAUGCACAGGGAUUCUAAUGCACUGAGAUUUUAUGCUAUUUUUUUUCUUCUUUUUUUGUGAAAAACUGAGCCUGUAUGCUUUCAGUAUCUAAUGCUUUUAUUUAUUUUUCCACGUUGGAAUAUGACAAUUUUACGAGCACUUUGACCUUUUUAAUCAAGCUUCAUGUGCUUCUCUGUUCCUUUUUUUAUUGUACUGCUAGGCUUGAGCCUCGGAGCUGCCUAGUUGGAUUUAUACAGCAAAUGUUUACUUGGCCUGUACGACAAAUAAAUUUCAUAAAUGGAAAAUG